AUGGGUGGCGGCGGGUACGGCCUUGCGCUGCUGUUCAUGCUCCUCUUCCUCAGCACGAGUCUCGAUUGGGCCCGCCUCAAGGCAUUCUGGCUCACAAUGGCGCUGGGAUCAUCAGCCAUCACCGCAGCAGGCCACGAGGCGAACAAGCUUGACGUGGCACCGCCGGAACUCACGGGAUUCUUGCAGGGCCUCUCAAACACCCUCGCAGCCUUUGGCGGCGUCGUUGGCGUUCCACUGGCUGCGCGGCUGUACGAGCGCUACCAUACGUGGGGGAGCGUGUUUGGGAUGCUUGCAUGCAUCUAUGCAAUCGGCGCCAUCACAGCCGUUCUCUUCGCUCGCGCGGACCGAAUCCCACUUGCCCAACUCUUGUAGCAGGGACAAGGUGCACGCACUUUGUGUGUGUGUGUGUGUGUGUGUGUGUGUGUG
Molecule: messenger RNA, 426 nt
Organism: Salpingoeca rosetta
Lineage: Eukaryota; Choanoflagellata; Craspedida; Salpingoecidae
Exons: 3
Coding region: 1-372 (123 amino acids)
Molecular function (GO): transmembrane transporter activity
Source: RefSeq, a predicted model, not a curated record